Messenger RNA from Archocentrus centrarchus (flier cichlid), 8275 nucleotides. RefSeq names its product zinc finger protein 638-like. Gene Ontology annotation, cellular component: nucleus. The record is from RefSeq and is a predicted model, not a curated record. The transcript has 33 exons. Gene Ontology annotation, molecular function: RNA binding; zinc ion binding. Lineage: Eukaryota; Metazoa; Chordata; Actinopteri; Cichliformes; Cichlidae. Bases 30 to 7985 code for a protein of 2651 amino acids.
AGCAGCAACAACUGCUAAAGCAGCAGCAGAUGCAACAGCAGCAGACACCCCAGCUACCAAGGCUGCCAGUUGGGGUGCACCAGCCAGCAGUGCAGAUGGGACAAGCUUUGCAGUCUCAAGUUUUUUCUGCUGCAAAGCCAGUUCCUCAGACGUCUCUCCUGCCGGGGGUCAUCCCUAUUCCUUCGGGUCUCUCUCCUCUAAUGCCGAACCUGAUGAACUUCCUGCGUAUACCACAGCCCGCUUCCACCAGGCAGCUUCCAGCAAAGGUAGAGGUAUCAACGAGUAUACCAGCGCCGGCCUUAUUGCAGGACUAUGCUGCAGCUUCACCUAGGAUCUUUCCUCAUACCUGCUCUCUGUGUAAAAAGGAAUGUACUCAGUUAAAGGAUUGGCUCUUCCACCAGAAUACCAACCUUCACAUCGAGAACUGCAAACUCCUCCGAAAGCGAUACCCAGAGUGGGACGGUGAAAUAACAUCACUGUCAGGUGCUUCAGGUACUGAUGCCAAGCCUUCGCCCUUAACUUCUUCCGAGACUUCCCAGCAGAAAACCAGACAUGAGAGUCGUUCCCGUUCCCAAUCGCGCAGCCCCCACUGCCAUCUUGACUCAGUCCGAAGGAAGGACAAACGAAGCAGUCGUUCCCACUCCCACAGCCCACGCCGCAGGGACAGAUGGAAUAGUCGUUCCCGCAGUCGUUCCCGUAGCUCACGCCGCCACCGUGACUCGGAGCGUAGGAAGGACAGACGAAGCAGUCAUUCCCGUUCUCGAUCGCAUACUCCCCGAAGGGAGAGACACAGAGGCCGAUCACGAUCUCCGUACAGCUCCAGACAUAAUCGCAGGUCUCGGUCUCGUUCUGACUCCUUACGUUACGACCGUCCUACCUCUUCCCGUUAUCAAUCACGCUCAAGGAGCCGUGAGAGGCGAUCCUUGCCGAGGAGAAGAGAUGAGAAACAGUUAUCACCAAGGAGGAGGGAUGACAGACGUUCGUCACCGAAGAGAAGCCGUGAGACAAGAUCAUCAACAGAGAGGUCAUCCCCUAAACAAAAGAAGUCGAGCGAUGCAGAGAGACUGGCAAAGAAACUGCUGGAGACAUCAGCUCUCCAGUCUCUGUCAAAACAGUCUGACCUGGAGGCUGUCGUUAAAACUCUGGCUCCUGCUCUACUGGAUGAGCUAGCCAAGAUGAGGUCAUCACCACCAUCAUCGUCCUCCCAUUUUGCUUCUCCAGAAUCAAGUAAAGGGAAGUCUAGCACAGAGAAGAGCAAGCCAAGUUCUACCACAAAUCCAAAGGUCGGUAAAUCUUCCCCUCCAACCAUGGUAAAGCUACAGGGGAUUGACAGUACUCUCACACAUGCUGACGUGAUCUCUGCUAUGGAGCAAUUUGGAAAAACCAAGUCAGUCGUUUUGUUUAGGGCCAGAGAAGAGGCAAUUGUGUGUUUCGAGAAACAGGAAGAUGCUGAGAAACUGAGGAGUUUAAAGAAUUUUGACAUAAAAGAAGUAGCUGUCAGUGUUAUUAGUGAAAAGGAAAGUGUGUCCAAGAAAACCACAAAAAGCAAACUUGAAACUAAAGCAAAAGUCUCAGUGGUGGCACCUAAAGAUACAGCCAAGGCUAAUAAAUUGCCAAACAAGACUGUUGAACCAAUUAAAAGCACUGGAGUUGACAGUGGGGCAAAAGUAUUGGCUUCCAAGGCAGAAAAGGCUUCAACUACCGGGAAAUCUAAAACACAGGCAGAUAGCUUGGCUGCUGCAGGAACUGUGAGAAAGCCCAUGGAAGUUGGAAAUUCUGCUGAAGGCAUAGAUAAUCAGGCUUUAUCAACUAUGUCUAGUGAAAAUCAACUACCAACUAGUACAGCUGAGACCAAGACAGAUAUAUCACCACCAAAACCUCGUACUGAUCCACCUCAGAAACGACAAACUUCUAUCAAAAGUCCAGAAACCUCGCUCAAAGCUUCAUCACAAACCAAGCGGAGUCCAGAGUCUACUGUACAAGAACAAACACAACAGCAGACUGGUUCUCUGACUGCCGUGAAGACCCGAAAGGGCAAGAAGACCAAAGUCUUGUCUGACCUGACAUUUGGGGAGCGGAUACAAGAGCAGCUCCGUCCAGAAAGAAUCCGUUGUCUCAAGACAGUCAGACUCCCUGAUUCAAAGCUUAUUUCACUUGAUUACAAGGUGCUAUUAAUAAGCAACCUUCCAGAGUAUCAUGAUGGCCGUUACACCGAGGAGGACAUCGUCGAUCUGCUCAUCCAACAUGGAUUUGAAUAUUGCGACGACACAAUCUAUGUUGUACCACAGACCCGCAUGGCUUUUGCCCUCAUGCCCACAGCAGUGGCAGCCAAAAAAAUUGUGCUAGAAUCAGAAAGGCAUAGUUUUAUUCUCUGUGGCUCUAAACUGCGACUGCAGGUUGAUAAAGGCGACAUUUUAAUGACACCGAUUGACUUUUAUAAGUCACUGAUGAAAAGGUUAAGUUUUCUGGUGACUGAUAACGGAGCGAGAACAAUCUACAUCAGGAACAUCUCACCAAGCCAGGCCCGGAAUCUCAGAGAAGCUUUGAAAAAAAUUGAUUUUGUAAGAAACUACCUGCCUCUCCUUAACAAGGUGUUUAUUGAGUUUGAGUCCCUUCGUGAUGCUGAUCGCCUUGGUGUUUGGUACAGCCUCUUAAAACAGGCCCCUGGCCAUAAAUUGUCAAGGCUGGAAAUGCCACCAAGUGGAUGCACAUCUCUGCCACCAAGACUGCCAGCCAACGCUUUGCCAGACUGCAAAGAUGCUGUUGCUGGGGCAACUGUCCCAACAGCAGAUGCUACCAUCCCACAACGCAGCACUUCACCAUACUGGAUCACAAUGACAACGAGUCCCUUUGUGUUCCCUACUGUGUCUCCUUGGUUCAUCAUCCCUGAGUAUUUCACUGUUGGUGAACUGGAUGACAUUGAGAAAGCUCAGCCUCGAGGUUCCACGUUCUCCACAAUCAUGUUGACCGGUUUGCCAGAAGGAAACUACACACACGAGGACGUCGCCAAGCUGGUGUCGCGUUAUUUCCCUAAUCAGGAUCUUCAGACUCUGUACUACAAUGUGAUUGUUUUAUCACUGCAGAGGAGGGCUUUCGUGUUUUUUAACAGCUGGGAUGCAUGCUGCGAUUUUGCCCGAGAUUACAUCAAAAAUCCGGUCAAUGUCGGAGAGUGGACACUCAGAAUCCACUUUGUGUUACAGGACAUGCAUCCUGGUUCCAGUGAGGAGAGCAUGUACAGAAGCAUGAUGAACUGGAGCAACGCUCAUGUUCCAGAGACAGUGCCUCUGGAGGAGCGGCUGCUGAGUGUGGAGGUCUUCGAGGUCGAUGUGGAUCUUCUCAUGAGGAUCAUGGAAGUGGUGACGUCCAUUGCUGCUUUUGUCAGAUUCUUGCCGCUCAGCAACAGGAUAUGCAUUGAGAUGGCUGAACCCAGUGGUGUAACACAGGUGGUGAAGAGCACUCUCACAAAGGACUAUUUAUCUUCUUGGAGUAAAGUUGGACGUAUUGAGUCUUUGAAGAGCUUAAAACAGCGUCUACAAGACUCCAGUGAGAUCACGAAAAACCUUGAACUGGGAACUGAGAGAGCCACAGAAUCCACCGUUGCUCCUCAGGGAAGUGAGGAUGUAAAGAAAGCAGCAGUGAAGGAAGAUGGAUCACCACCAACUUCAGUCACUGCUCCCGAUAGAAACACCGUCCCAACUGUUUCUAGCUCCGCUCCUUCAGCCACAACCUUGGACAAGUCUGAAGCAAACAGCUCAGAACUUCCUCACAUCGAUGAAAACAUUUUCAAGGCAAUUAGAGUGGCGAUUCAUGAGCACAGGCAGAGUCGAGGAAGCAGGGCAAAUAGCAAGGACAGAGAGAGCAAAAGCAAGAGCCCUAGUAGGGUACAGGAUGAAGACGCACCCAAAGAAAAGGGUCAAGGUGAUAAUAUAGAGAAGAACGUUUUUUCACACACCAAGCUUUUUCACGAGCAGGAUUUCAACUUGGAGGACUUUGUCACUGUUGAUGAAAUUAACGAUGGCACAACAGACGUGGACCCCGAUGAGCAACUCUCCCCUUCAGCUAAGCAGACCUCCACAGAGAUGAGAGAAGGACAAAGCUCAGAUGUGUCUUCUGGCGUUGAAUGGAUCUCAACAAGAUCCUCCAAAGACUCCAAGAGCUCAGCCUCUUCAUCUUCCUCAACCAAGCCCACUGAAGCUUGUGUGAAAAGCAGUUCACCUUGUAGUUCAACCUCCUCACUGAUAACAAGUAAAGACUCAUCUGAAUCCACCAAACCCACAUCUUCUGUUAGUGUCAGUAAGACUGCUGUCUCCUCGGGUGAAAAAGCACAGCCUAGCAAGACGAACUCUCCAGACAAAACAUUGAAUUCUUCAUCCUCAGGCUGUAGGGCCCGCUCAAAGAUGGCAUCAACAGCAACUGCUAAGGCAAUAGAAGAGACUCACAAAGAAUCAGAAACACCCACACAGAGUGCAGUGACAAAAUCUGACCACAAAGUGUCAGCAAAGGACACAUCUGCAGAAACUGCCAAGUCAAAGACAAAUACGGAAAUGUCAUCAGAGAAACAACCAUCUUCAGAGGGAGAAGGAUUAGAGAUGACAAGCCAAGCACAGAAUCUGGAGACUGAUUUUAAGGGUGACACACACAAAGAGUCAGAGAAAAGUAAAGGGGAAGACGGAGAAAAGAGUGACGGUGGUAAACCUAUGGAGAAGGAGGAUGGUGAAAAAUACCAGAUCCUUGAUUCAAUCGGCAAGCAAACAGAUGAACAGAUAGAUGAAAACAGGAACAAAGAUGGCAACACUGAAACCCAGUCACCAGGACCUGAGCAAAGCCAGAGAUUGCAUGAGGGAGGUAGCCAUGCUUUGGACAGCAUUGAGGUUGAAGGCUCAGAGGAUUGCCAUAAAAUGGAAAUGGAUGCUUCUCUCCAGGUGUUAGACAGUGUUACUGAAGCUCAAGCAGCUACAGUCCAAGAGAGCAGUCAUCGGGUCAAAGAUGAAGGUUCCACAGAAAAGCAGCUGUCUGACGAGGGCAAGGUUCAAGAUGAUGAUUCAGACAAACCUGCAGCUGAUAAAAAUGAAGGGUUAAAUGUAAGCAGGAGCCAAAGCCCAAGGGCCAGUGGAGAUGGAAAAGAACAAGAUGACAUUUUUUCUGAAGAAUCACGUAAAGCUUCCAAAUCAUUUGGCCAAAUCCCAAAUAAUAAGGAUCAGCCUCUUGAAGACCAAGCAAACAAAGACAUUUCGACCGAUGGCAAUGAACAGGAGGCCUGUGAGAGGUUGGAUUCAGUUAAUGAUCAGACUGGGCGAGAAGAAGACAAGAAACUCGAAAGUCAGAUCCAGCAAAUAGCUAAAGCAGGCACUGAAACCACAGAAGAAGAGGAAGAAGCUUACCAGGUAAUCGAUUCUGUGGAAUCUACCGAGACUGAGCCAGAGGCUGACAAUAAGGAGAAAAUAACCAAGAAAUAUGAUCAAACAGCUAAACUAGCUGAUAGACCAACAAGGAGGAGUGGGCCGAGAACCAGAACAUCUAAAAGUGAAGAGAAGGAGAAAUCACCAACGAAACAAGACAAAACGGUUAAAAAAUAUGAGACAAGAACAACAGAAAGCACUACACAAAAAGCCAAAAAGACUAACGAGGACACCGAGGAGAUGGUUUUUAAGAUAGUAGAUUCUGUUGAAGAUGAAUUAAUUCAAGAGGCGUCUACCACAGAAAGGUCUGGGAGAAGAAGGUCUGCCAGAGAAAACAAAGACGUUAAACAGACACCAGCUCGCACAGUUGCAUCUACAAAACCUAUCAGCGAGGAGGAACCAACAUAUAUGAUAUUAGACUCAGUGGAGGACAAGGCUGCGGCAAAUGAACCGACUAUCACAACAAGAUCAACCAGAGGAAGAAGGGAAAUAGUAACUAAAGAAGAUGUCUCGAAAAAAGACAAGACACCAACAAGGAGGAGGCCUACACCUGCCAGAGAUUCACAGGAACCAAACAAGGAGAUAGCUUCAAAGACAGAUGAGAAAACGCCUGUGAAAGAAAGCACAGAAACACACAAGAGUGAGGAGAACGCCACAUACAAAGUGUUAGACUUGGUGGAGGACGAGGUUGUUGGGGAUAAUCAGGCCAAAACUGUAGAAAAAAGAAGACGGGGAAGACCAAAGAAGGACACUAAAGCAACAAAAAAACAAGCUACCUUGAAGGAUGCUGCACCUAAUAAAGUGGCUGAUGAAGAGGAGGCCAUUUAUCAGAUUGUUGACUCUGUUGAGGAUGAGAUGGCUGACGAUGAGCCUCCCAAAGACCGGAGUACAGAAGAGUCAACAAUUUCUAAAGAUGACAAAACCUCAGCACCACCAAAAAAUGUUGAUGAGGAGGAGGAAGAGCCAAUGUAUCAGAUUGUAGAUUCUCUUGAAGACGAUCAAGUCCAUGAAGAACCAACGAACGUGAAAGUGUCAGACAGGGAGACAGAGGAGGAAGAGGUGCCCACUGAUAAAGAAGACGCACACUCAUGUGGCGGCACAGCUGUGGAAGCGUCCAAUCAAGUCCUGGGUGAAGAGGUGCAUUUGGAUCAUGCAGCUGAUAAUAUAGAGAAGGUUAGUGAUGGUCUGUCUGCUGCAGAAGGGUCUUCUAAAAAAACAAAGGAGUCUCAAAGUGAUCCUGCAGCACCAGAAGAAAAGAAAAAAGUGAAAACUUCCAAAAACAACGACACUACAGCUGCACGGCGUGCUCAGAUGAAGCUAGAUGAAGUGAGUGAGGAGGGCGACUAUCCUGACGAUGCAGCGGAGGAAGUAAAAUUGAAAGAGCAAGGAGUCGGUGCUGAAGAGAAGCAACUCACUAGAGAGCGGGAUGAGAGGACGACCAGGAAGAGUGAAGAGCGGGAGAACGAGCGAAGGAGUCAGAGCUGCAGCAGAGAGGGAAGGCUGAGGCAAGCGAAGGAGAUUGUGCGGGUGAAAGUGGAGGAAGAUGCACAGGAGUUGGUCACUCUGGAUGAGGUGGGAGCAGAUGAGCCUGGAGAGGAACGAGCAGUGGAGGGUGGGGACUUGGACAGGGAGAUCGCGAAGGGAGAGCUGCAGGAGCUCGUCACUCUGGAUGAGACUGUUGGAGAAGAGGAGGAAGGAAAAGCAAAGGAAAGCACCCUGGAGCCCCACCCACUAACAGAGGAGAGCCAGUCGGAGUCCUCAAACACGAAGACUUUGGUGACAGUCAAAGAAGCUGGUGAUGAGGAGGGAAAGGUGGCUGAAGAGAAGACGUCAGGAUCUGUUAAACGCAAACACGAUGCUGAAACAGAGGAGACUGGGAACUUUGUGAUGGUGGACGAGGUGGGAGAGACCGAAGAGGAGGAAAAGGAGGCGGUAACUACCAGAACAAGAGGUCGACCCAGGAAGAGAACCAGGCAGACCCCUGUGAGAAAAUCCACUAGAGGGAAACAAGAGAGCCCAAAAAAUGAGAGAAAAGAGGAAGAAAAACCAGAGUCACUUCCUCCAGCUUCUCUUAAUUCCACUUCAUCACUGGACAAACACUCGUUUGCACGGGCAAGUGACGGCCAGGUGGAGAUCCAGAGGACAGAGGAGGAAGCAGCGAGACAGCCUGAUGUCGCAGCCACGUCUGCUGAGCAGAGGCCAGAAUCUGAGUGUCUUGAUGACCAGACAUCGGAAGAAGAGAAGGAAAGAUUCAGCACAGCUGGCAUUAAAGUCGUUGGUAAACGCAGGAUGGAGCUCAUCGGAUCUGAAGCAAAGCGCUCUCGCUCACAGUCUCCGUGUGUUGCAGCAGACUUCAAACUGCCUCCGUUCAACCCCAGCAGCCCCCUCGGUCAGGAGUUUGUGGUCCCUAAAUCUGGGUUUUUUUGUAACCUCUGCUCUGUUUUCUACCUGAAUGAGACCACUGCCAAGGAGCGCCACUGCAGCAGCCAGAAACACUACGACAACCUGCAGAAAUAUUAUGAGAAGCUUAAGAAGCUUCAACAGAACACUUCAUCUCAGAUUUGUCAAGGCUCUCUUUCUGAGUGAUGGACCAGAAACUAAACCGUCUGGCACCUUUUGUCAUGUAAAUUAUACGUCUUCAUUCAUGAAAUGUCUUCCAACAUCUCAGUUAAUGCCCUGUUUUUGUUUAUACAGGCAGAUGGAGAGUGCUGUUUUACUCUUGACUUUUGUGUUAUCUGUUAGCAUCUCUUUUAUGUGAAAAUAUUGAUUAUCCACAUGUAAAUCUUAUGGUCCUCAUUAAUUAAGGAUGUAGUAAAACCAUGAGGUAGAUGGAAGAUGUUGAUAAUUAACUGAACUAUUAAAUCUUUUUUUGAUCA